Messenger RNA from Theileria parva strain Muguga, 412 nucleotides. RefSeq lists its product as uncharacterized. The coding region runs from base 211 to 405 and encodes 64 amino acids. The record is from RefSeq and is a predicted model, not a curated record. The transcript has 2 exons. NCBI's taxonomy places the organism in Eukaryota, Apicomplexa, Aconoidasida, Piroplasmida, Theileriidae.
AUGAUAAAAAUUAUAUUGAAUCGAACGUCAUCAAGAUCCGAUAAAUUUCAUAGACUCAAACGUACACAAGAUCUUUUCACCUCUCAAACACCUCUCAACACUUCUAAACACAUCUUAACACUUAUUUACACAUUUUAACACAUUUUAACACAUAAUUACACGUUUGUAUACAAAUUUAAUUAGUAAAGAUCUACGAUAUUGGUCUGAAAGAUGAUGAUUUUGAGGCCGUUGUUGAUAAUAUUUGGGUACAGAUUGGUAUCGCUAAUGCCAGUGGAGUCGGUGUUGAGUUGUAGAAAAGGGUACUUCGACUGCGAAAGCAACUGUGUGGUCAGAUUCAAGGACGUGUCAGCAGUGCUGACAACGAUGUGUAAAAUCGGAUGCUCACUAAGGAAUUGCAUUAUCUAAUCUCGAC